AUGGAGCAGUUACCGGACUCUGGGCUGAGACAACGGCGUAAAUUAACCGUGGAUGAGACAAUCAAGUCGUUUGAUGCUUUCAAUAAGGUCGUGGACUCUGUUCAAGAAGAGAAGACUGCCACAAAUGGAGUUAGUAAGUUGUGUGAAGACUUUCUCAAAGUUAUUUUAGUUACCAUCUGUUCCUUUGCUCUUAUUUUGAUAUUAUGCGGGUUUCAACUUUGUGAAUAUUAUUACAACGAUGAUGUGGAAUAUAAAUUCUCGGUUGACACGAAUUUUGAUGAGUGAGUGCUUUUACUUUUGAGUACAUUGUUUAGACGGCCGAAUCUGGACAUCGACAUGAUUGUUAACACUCCCUGCGGAGGUUUAACCGUGAUGGUUGUUAGCCAUAGUAGUGCUCACAAGAGAACUCCAGAAGAUGGCAUUAGAAAAGAGCCAACUCGCUUUGAGAUGGAACCAAACGAGCAGUCGUUAUGGAGUAUUCUUCAAGCAGCUCAUAAAGAACAGUUUAAGCCCGGAACGAAGCUAAAGGCACUCAAUGAUGUAUGUUUGUUCAUAUCUAUUUUUUCAAAGGAAUAUUUUGCCGUUUUCAUGGAUUAUGUAAAAAUUUUCUUUCCAGAUGUCUUAUGUAAGUAGCAGUGUGGAAUCCGGGCUUAGAGAUAUAGCAAAAGAUAAGGUGAAAGAAGAGGAAAUUGACAUUAAAAAGCAACGAGCAGCGAAUGGAAAUAAAGGCCAUGGACAUGGACAAGUUGUGAUGAUGAUUGGUAAUGGAAUGGGGAUGUUCCAGCUGAUCUCUGGUCAGUUUAUGAUUUAGACAGGCUUUCUAGACACUUUUUACUUCAAUUGUGCACAUUGUUUUACGGCUUUUUGUCAAAUUUAAUUACUUUAGCCAAUGGAGGAAACGAAGGGCACGCGUGUCGUUUGGUUGGCAAAGUACCAGUUCUGAAGGGCGAUGACGACCGAAUUGUAAUCUCCUCAUCCAAUGUCAUCAACUUUGGACCGUUUAUGGGAGAGCUGGACAAUGGGGCCAAGUCCAAUUUCUCUCAUCGCAUCGAGAGGUUCCACUUUGGAGAUCACGUUUGGGGACUGGUUACUCCAUUGGCCGGGACUGAGAAGUUCUCACAAAGCGGUGAGUGGUUACACAUUAUGUGAUAUGCGUCUUGGAUACUAUUAAUGAAGGCUGACUUGAUUAAUCUUAGGAGGAACAAUGUACAAAUAUUUUGUCAAAGUGGUCCCCACAAGGAUCGUGGGCUUCUUGGGAAAAUCUAUAACCUAUCAAUACUCCGUUACCUCAAUGCAACGGGAACCACAGGAUUCGGGACAUAUUGGAAGUGGAAUCACCUUUGUUUACGAAUUCGCCGGAAAUGUAAUUGAUGUUUAUCCGACAAGAAUGUAAGAAUGGCCUUUCUAAUCAUGGGAAAGUUAACUGACAAAUAUUUUAGGGGUCUAAUACAACUGCUUCUCCGUCUUUGUUCAGUCAUCGGAGGUGUGUUUGCAACGAGUAUUGUGAUCCAAACAAUUGUCUCUAACUUGAUCCAACGAAUACCCUAUACAAAAUUGUGA
Messenger RNA from Bursaphelenchus xylophilus (pine wood nematode), 1560 nucleotides. NCBI's taxonomy places the organism in Eukaryota, Metazoa, Nematoda, Chromadorea, Rhabditida, Aphelenchoididae. The record is from the annotation of a GenBank genome assembly.